AUGGCGGACGACGAGGCUGAGAAUUUUAAAAGAAGAUUGGAAGUGAUUCCCACCUCUGGAGCUGAAGAUGACGAAACAUGUCUGACAUUUGUGUUGCAUGAGGAAGAUCAUACUUUGGGGAAUGCACUUCGUUAUAUGAUUGCAAAAAAUUCUGACGUUGGUUUUUGUGGCUAUACCAUACCUCAUCCAUCAGAACAUAAAAUUAAUAUAAGGAUACAGACCAAUGGUAUUCUUGCUGUUGAUGCGCUGAGGAAAGGGCUUUCCGAUUUGUCCGAUCUCUGUGAUCAUGUACAAGAAAAGUUCGAGACAGCUGUUAAAGAAUUUCGAGAAGAAGGAAUAGCAAUGGACGAAGAGUCAGAUUAGCUAUAUCUUGCAAUAGUAUCUGGUCAAAUCUCCAUACUUUUUCGCCCCGGAUGAGAACAGUCAAUAAAUUUGUAGUCAUUUGUAAAAGUCAACUUGCAAAAAACUAAACUUAUGGCAUGACGCAAAAUACAAAUUCUUGCAUAAACGUGUCA
Molecule: messenger RNA, 515 nt
Organism: Dendronephthya gigantea
Lineage: Eukaryota; Metazoa; Cnidaria; Anthozoa; Malacalcyonacea; Nephtheidae
Product: DNA-directed RNA polymerases I and III subunit RPAC2-like
Exons: 5
Coding region: 1-363 (120 amino acids)
Biological process (GO): DNA-templated transcription
Cellular component (GO): RNA polymerase III complex; RNA polymerase I complex
Molecular function (GO): DNA-directed RNA polymerase activity; protein dimerization activity; DNA binding
Source: RefSeq, a predicted model, not a curated record